This is a messenger RNA of Arachis duranensis, 1185 nucleotides long. RefSeq lists its product as uncharacterized. The transcript is spliced from 3 exons. The record is from RefSeq and is a predicted model, not a curated record. NCBI's taxonomy places the organism in Eukaryota, Viridiplantae, Streptophyta, Magnoliopsida, Fabales, Fabaceae. The coding region runs from base 1 to 1185 and encodes 394 amino acids.
AUGACAGAUAGUGCGAACAGUGAUUCUUCCGAAGGUGGCGAUGAAGAUGAGUUUGUGCUAGAGAUGCUUGCCCAGACUGUGGCGCGCCAUGUCCUGCCUCCACCUCACCCAAUUCCGACGCUACACACGGUGCCAAGUCACUAUCACAGUCUGGAUCUAGACGCCAUGCAUGAGAGGACUCCAUUUUCUGACACGGGUGAAGAAGAUUACAACUUAGACGAUGGGGUAGAGUUUCGGGUCGGCCACAUGUUCAAAUGCCGAGAGGCAGUGCUGCAGGGUGUGAAGAACUACAGUAUUUGCAGGAGUGCUGAGUACCGGGUGAUCGAAUCAGACCGGUUAAAGUACCAUGUGCAGUACCGUCAAGCUAACAAUGGGAGGUUUGAGAUAUGGCUGAAGCAAUACUGUUUUGCUGUGUUUAGGAAGGUUCGGAGGGUUGGUGAAGCGCACAGUUGUCUAGCACCCACCAUGUCUCAAGACCAUCGUCAGUUAGACAGUAGUCUCAUCUGCAGGGUCAUAUUGCCGUUGAUACAGUCCAACCCCUUUGUGAGUAUUCCAAUGUUGCAAGGUGCGAUCCAGGCGAGCUAUCACUUGAAACCCUCCUACAGAAAUGUGUGUAUGGCAAAGCAGAUGGCAAUUACAGAGAUCUACGGGGAUUGGAAAGAAUCGUAUAACAAGGUGUCGAAGCUGCUUCAGGCACUGCAGAGCUAUUUUUCUGGAACCAUUUGUGACCUACGUGUCAAACCAUAUGGUGGAGUGUUGCUUAUUGCGGUGGCGCAAGACGACAACAGCAACAUCUUGCCUAUUGCUUUUGUCAUUGUCGAGUUCGAGAGCACUGAGUCAUGGUCGUUCUUCCUUACUAAUCUGAGACGCCACGUCACCCCACAAGACGGCCUGCUGGUUAUCUCCGACAGAUCUCAGGUCAUCAAGGCUGCACUAAGCUCCGAUGAUAGUGGUUGGAAUCCCCCAAGAGCAUUCCAUGCUUACUGUAUCAGACACAUGGCUGCGAGUUUCAUGACUCGGUUCAAGUUAGACGAGGAAAAGAGAUACCUCAUAAAUGCUGCUUACAAUCCAAGCAAGGCUAGGUAUAAGUGGUGUCACCAACGCCCACGUCUCAGUGUGGUACCACCUACCGAAGUCACGGAAGCACCCCCAACGGGGUUCCCGUGUGAACGUAGGCCUAGAUAG